This is a messenger RNA of Dendrobium catenatum, 1346 nucleotides long. Its product is annotated as zinc finger A20 and AN1 domain-containing stress-associated protein 6. NCBI's taxonomy places the organism in Eukaryota, Viridiplantae, Streptophyta, Magnoliopsida, Asparagales, Orchidaceae. The coding region runs from base 518 to 1009 and encodes 163 amino acids. Gene Ontology annotation, molecular function: DNA binding; zinc ion binding. The transcript is spliced from 2 exons. The record is from RefSeq and is a predicted model, not a curated record.
UCUCCUGAGAAGGCGAGUUACUCGGGCAAGGAAACUUAUGAAAAAAUCUUCUCUAUUUCUUUAAAACCCUAACAGAGCUCUAGCCCGAUUUGAACGAAAUCUUCAUUCUCCGCUUUCACAAUUUUCUCUGAACUUUUGUUAGCAGGCCACCUGUGGAUUCCGAGGUCAACCCUUAAUCGAUUUCCUCUACCCUCGAUCACCUUUCUGGGGUUAUUGACGUCGGCAGUUCCGAUUUCUUCCCUAAUUUUUUUGAAUCGAUCUUUUAUCUUGUCUUUGAAAUUUCUUUGAUGCUUUUAGUUUGGGAGAUGUGUAAGGAGGAUCAUCUGUGAACAGUUUAUAAUUGUGCGUGCUUGGCCUGCUCUCUUAGAUUUAUUUGAAUUCAGGGACACUUGACCUUGGCACAUCCAAAGAAGAGUAAGAAGAACUGGGAUUGCUUCUAUUGGAGGCUAAUCCCUUUAGUGAUAUCUGAUCAAGUGGCCAUUUCAUUGCAUUUGUUGAACUACCAUUCUCUGCGGGAAUGGCCCAGGAUAGCUGGAAUAAGGAGAUCAAUGAGACUGAAUUCCAAAUGCGUGAAAGCCCAAUACUUUGUGCAAACAACUGCGGUUUCUUUGGGAGUGCAAUGACUCGAAAUCUUUGCUCUAAAUGCUAUAGAGAUCUCUUGAUGAAGCAACAAGUGAUAGCAGCAACAAAGCUAACUGUUGCUACGUCUUCUUCUGCCAUAGUUGAACCAGUUCCAGAUGAAUCAAAGGAGUUGAAUUUGGAAAUUACUGGGAAUCUGGGAAAGAAACCAUCAGAGGAGCCAAGUAACAAGCAACAACCAAACCGGUGCUUGCUUUGCCGAAAGAAGGUGGGGUUGACGGGGUUCAAAUGUCGAUGCGGAGACAUGUUUUGCUCGAAUCAUCGGUACCCCGAGUCUCACAAAUGCUCAUUUGACUUCAAGAGUGCAGGUGAAGAAGCUAUAGCCAAAGCAAACCCUGUUGUGAAAGCUGAAAAGAUUGAAAAGAUCUGAUAUGGCUUUGCAUUGAGGAAUGCUUUCAGUGGAACAAAAUUUCAGAACCUGCCUUUCUUAAGAGGUGCAGUCCUCCAAAGAUAAGCUAGUUGUCUUCUCAACAUUGUAGCUUCUUUCCUUGCUGAAUGCUGCUCGUUGUUUCAUAAUAAAGAUAAGUGUGACUGAUCUCUGGUUUGAAUUCAUGCAACCAAAUUUCCUUUCCUUUGCUCGUUAUGAUCUUAUAUAUGGUUUCAUCCUUAUAUGAACACUCUCGACUCUGCUUGUUUUAGGGUAUUUAUUAUAAAUAUCUUCCAUUUAUAAUAAAAUAUCAGUAAGUUUUGAGCUGAUAUUUUGUUUU